AUGUCCAACUCAAGUAGAUUGUCCGAGAAGGAAUUCGAAACUUCAAAGUCGAAGGACUCCAACUUCGCAGUGUUCUCAGAGGAGGACGCAUCAUCUACCACAGAGAAGGGGUUGUUCAGCUCUGGAUUCCUUCAAAUGAACAAGGAAUUCAAGAUGCAACGUCAUUUGAAGAGUAGACACAUCCAGAUGAUUGCCAUUGGUGGUUCCAUCGGAACAGGAUUAUUCGUUACCAUCUCCAACGGUCUGAUAAACGGUGGUCCAGGUUCUCUGUUUAUUGCUACAACUUUCUGGACUCUGAUCAUUUUAAUGCUUACCACUGCUAUUGGAGAAAUGGUUUGUUACCUCCCAGUAGCUUCUCCCUUCAUUGAAAUGGCAGGUCGUUGUGUUGAUGAGGCAUUUGAAGUCUGCGCCGGUUACAACUUUUUCCUCAUGGAAGCCUGUUACAUUCCGUUCGAGAUAACUGCCUGUAAUACCAUGAUUCACUACUGGAGAUCCGACUACUCUCCCGCUAUCACCUUUGUGGUUCAGACCCUCUUGUAUGUGCUCUUCAACGUCUUCACUGUCAAAUGGUUUGGUGAGUCUGAGUUUUGGAUGUCCAUUACGAAGUUGAUUUUGUGUAUUGGUUUGCUAUUUUUCACUUUCAUUACCAUGGUCGGUGGUAAUCCUCAACACGAUGCUUUUGGAUUCAGAUAUUGGAAUGACCCAGGUGCUUUUGCUACCUAUUACAGAGAUGGACCUUUGGGUCGAUUCCAGGGAUUUGUUUCUGCUUUGACAACGGCAUGUUUCUUUGUGGUUGGCCCAGAAUAUCUCUCCAUGGUCGCAGCUGAGGCCAGAAACCCAAAGAAGACCAUGUCUGGGGCUUUCAGAACUGUCAUUUACAGAUUGGCCCUAUUUUACAUUGGAGGUGCUCUGUCGGUAGGUAUCUUAGUAGCCUACAAUGACCCCACCUUAGUCGCACACACAGGACAAGAAGACGCCUCGGCCUCUCCAUACGUGGUUGCCAUGAACAACAUGGGAAUUUCCGGUCUUCCCCAUGUUAUUAAUGUCACUAUCAUCAUGUCUGCCGCUUCCGCUGGUAACUCUUACUUCUAUGCCGCUUCAAGACAGCUUUAUGCUCUUGCCAAGAGAGGAUAUGCGCCAUCUUGUUUCCAGAUGGUUACCAAGAAGGGUAUUCCUAUCACAUGUAUGGCUGUCACCACUUGUUUCGCUUUGCUUUCGUUGUUGCAACUGGGUAACGACAGUGCCGUAGUCCUGGAAUGGAUUGUGAACCUGGUCACCGGUGCCCAGAUGCUGAACUACGCCUUCAUGUGCGUGACAUAUUAUUGUUUCUACAGAGCAGUCAACGCCCAGGGACUCGAUCGUAUGGACAGAAAGAUGUUCAUUUACAGAUCCUGGUUCCAGCCUUACUCCAUCAUCAUCGCAGGAGCAUUCAUAUGGACGAUGGUCUUCAUCUUGGGUUACUCAGUGUUCUUGCCUGGGAAUUGGAGUAUUGAGACGUUUUUGUUCUCCUACGUUAUGAUCUUUGUCAACCUUGCAAUUUUCCUCUUCUGGAAGAUUCUCAAGAGAACCAGUUUCCGCAAGCCCGCAGAAGUUGACUUGGUUACGGGUAUGGAGGAGAUUGACGAACACAUUUAUGAAUACUAUGCAAACCUGGAAGCUAAUAACCAGCGCGAUGACACUCUGUUCCGCAGAAUUAUGGCUUGGGUCUUUUAG
Molecule: messenger RNA, 1713 nt
Organism: Komagataella phaffii GS115
Lineage: Eukaryota; Fungi; Ascomycota; Pichiomycetes; Pichiales; Pichiaceae
Product: High affinity polyamine permease
Exons: 1
Coding region: 1-1713 (570 amino acids)
Biological process (GO): amino acid transmembrane transport
Cellular component (GO): membrane
Molecular function (GO): amino acid transmembrane transporter activity
Source: RefSeq, a predicted model, not a curated record